CCCCGGAAGCUGAGAGCGCCAGGCACCCACCAAGAUGGCCGCGAAAUCCGACGGUGUCGGGGUUACCGGUUUCGCCCAGCUGCACAACCUGGACGAAUCGGUGACCGAGGGGGGUGACGAGCAGCAGCUGGACGGGGGGCCGGAAGCCAGCAGCUCAUUCCACAUCUGUCACUGCUGUAACACCUCAUCGUGUUACUGGGGCUGCCGGAGCGCCUGCCUGAGGAGAUCGCUGUGCAACCUGAAAGGGGGGGACCAUCCCGUCUUGGACUGUGUCUGGAUCGUUAUCGCGCUGCUCGUCUUCUUCUCGGACGUAGGCACAGACCUCUGGCUGGCGGCCGACUACUACCUGAAGCAGGACUACUGGUGGUUCGGCUUGACGCUCUUCUUCGUGCUGGUGCCGUCCGUCCUGGUGCAGAUCCUCAGCUUCAGGUGGUUCAUGCAGGAUUACGCCGGCGGGGGACUCGGGGGUGUGGAGGGACUGAGCAGCAGGCGACCCGGCGUCACCGGCUACAACCGCUGCUGCAGGACCUCGGUGUGGAUCUGGCAGUCGGUCAUUCACAUCCUGCAGCUGGGACAAGUGUGGAGGUAUAUCCGUACAAUGUACUUGGGCAUUCAGAGCAGAAGGAAGAACGAACACCAGCGCCGAUUUUACUGGGCCAUGAUGUAUGAGUAUGCAGAUGUGAACAUGUUGCGCCUUCUGGAGACUUUCCUGGAGAGUGCGCCACAACUGGUGCUACAACUCUGCAUAAUGAUCCAGAAAAACCGGGCAGAAACCUUACCAUUACAAGGUUUGUCCUCUAUGGCCUCCCUGAUGUCCCUUGCCUGGGUGCUAGCUUCAUACCACAAAUUGCUGCGGGACUCCAGGGAUGACAAAAAAAGCAUGAGCUACAGAGGUGCCCUAAUCCACAUCUUUUGGCGUUUGUUUACCAUAUCAUCCAGAGUCAUUUCUUUUGCAUUGUUUGCUUCUAUUUUUCAGUUAUAUUUUGGAAUAUUUGUAGUUGUGCACUGGUGUGCAAUGGCAUUCUGGAUCAUUCAUGGAGGAACAGAUUUCUGCAUGUCCAAGUGGGAGGAAAUUCUGUUCAAUAUGGUGAUAGGAAUCGUAUACAUAUUCUGCUGGUUUAAUGUCAAAGAAGGCCGGACACGAUAUCGAAUGUUUGCCUAUUAUACUGUAAUCUUGACAGAAAAUGCUGCCUUGACUUUUCUUUGGUAUCUUUACAGAGAUCCCACAACCACUGACUUUUAUGCCAUAACUGCACUGUGUACAGUUUUUAUUAGUUUUGUUGCCGGGGCAGCAUUCAUGUUCCUGUAUUAUGGUUUACUUCAUCCCAUGGGACCACGGACAAGGAUCCUUACCAGUUCUUGCUGUGCUGAACUCCUCUGGGGAAUCCCUCUGCCUCCAGAGCUGGAGGCUAUGGCAUCAACGCCAGCAGCACCUAGAGGAUCCCAGACUACACCAACCAGAGUGGCAGGUGAUCAAGAGGAGGAGGAUGCAGCAGAGACCUGCCUGCCUGUAUUCCAAGUGCGACCCACAGUGCCACUUACACCAUCAGGCCGACCCUACCUACCGGAGGGACCAAUCAUCAAGAUUGACAUGCCAAGGAAAAGAUAUCCUGCCUGGGAUGCCCACUUUGUAGACAGAAGGCUGAGGAGAACAGUUAAUAUAUUACAGUAUGUAACUCCCACAUCUGUAGGUAUUAGGUAUAGAGAUGGGCCACUUGUAUAUGAGCUGCUACAGUAUGAAUCUUCACUUUAA
Molecule: messenger RNA, 1753 nt
Organism: Hemiscyllium ocellatum (epaulette shark)
Lineage: Eukaryota; Metazoa; Chordata; Chondrichthyes; Orectolobiformes; Hemiscylliidae
Product: XK-related protein 6-like
Exons: 4
Coding region: 35-1753 (572 amino acids)
Biological process (GO): engulfment of apoptotic cell; apoptotic process involved in development; phosphatidylserine exposure on apoptotic cell surface
Cellular component (GO): plasma membrane
Source: RefSeq, a predicted model, not a curated record